Haliotis rubra (blacklip abalone) is the source of this 2261-nucleotide messenger RNA. Its product is annotated as kelch domain-containing protein 3-like. The record is from RefSeq and is a predicted model, not a curated record. The transcript has 11 exons. Gene Ontology annotation, cellular component: cytoplasm. Bases 157 to 1314 code for a protein of 385 amino acids. Gene Ontology annotation, molecular function: protein binding; chromatin binding. NCBI's taxonomy places the organism in Eukaryota, Metazoa, Mollusca, Gastropoda, Lepetellida, Haliotidae.
CAUCAACCACGGUCGGAUAAUGUCUGCAAUGUGGAGCAAAGAAAUAGAUCUACAGAGGCAAUUAUAUUUGAAGCUGUAAAUUCUGUCCAGUUUCCUUGAAUGAACAGUAAAAUAACAGCCAAGUAGGAAAAUAUGUGUACGGUGUAAGAAGAUAGAAUGCAAAGAUGGACGAUACACCUGGAGGGGGGGCCAAAGCGGGUCAACCAUGCUGCUGUUGCCAUCGGUGACAGCAUCUUCUCCUUCGGGGGCUACUGCACUGGGGAGGACUAUGACACGACCCGGCCGAUGGAUGUCUACAUCCUGGAUACUCUUUCGCUACGCUGGCGCCUUCUACCAGGUAUUCCCAUAAACCACCCUGACUAUGACCUGGUUCCAUAUCAGCGGUACGGACAUACAGCGGUUGCCGUUGGUGACUGUGCCUACAUCUGGGGUGGCAGAAACGACAAGGAUGGUGCUUGUAACAUCUUGUACUGUUUUGACACGUCAAUGAUGAAGUGGAACAAGCCUGUGAUUAACGGGCCGAUACCGGGGGCGAGGGACGGACAUUCUGCUUGUGUCAUCAACAACAAGAUGUACAUCUUCGGAGGAUACGAGGAGGAGAUUGACAGAUUCUCUAAUGACGUACAUGCCUUUGAUUUUACAUCAAUGCAGUGGAUCUCGGUCAAAGCCAAUGGUAGCCCGGCCCGCUGGCGUGACUUCCACACCGCCACAGCUGUAGGUAACACCAUGUUUGUGUUCGGUGGUCGCAGUGACGAUGGAGGAGAUGUCUUCACAAACAAUGAGAUAUAUUGCAAUAAGGUCCAGACGUUUGAUACCUCCAGCAACACGUGGUACGAGCCCGUCGUGUCGGGGACAAUACCUCAGGGUCGGAGAAGUCACUCAGCAUUUUACUAUGAAGACCACUUGUAUAUAUUUGGCGGCUACAACGGUAUUCAUGAGAAUCACUUCAAUGACAUGUACAAACUCGAACCAGGAAAAAUGAAGUGGUCUAAAGUGAAGGUGAAAGGUCAGGGGCCGUGCCCAAGGCGACGCCAGUGCUGUUGCCGGAUUGGGUCAUGUGUGUACCUGUUUGGAGGAACCAGUCCUAAGAAUCCUCAGAUGACCACAACACACAUCCCACUGGCAGAGACUGAUCUGACCGAUCACUCAGACCUCUACGUGCUUGACUUCUCUCCGUCCCUGAAAGUUCUCUGUGAGCUAGCUGUGCUAGAAUAUAAGCAAGAUACAUCCUUCUUGCCUAUGAAUAUAAGAUGGGAACUUGCUGCCAUGACAACUAACAACAACAUCAGCAGGUCCAGCAACACUACGGGGUGAACAUCUUUGACUUGAUCAUGGACAAGAAUAGAUGUAAUGGACAGCAUCACAUCUUGUCAAAUGGAAAAAACCCGAUUACAGUGUACUUUGUCAACAGACAUCUUAAGUUGAAGUUACAACAUGGACCCUCACCCGAGCUGAUCAGUGCCCUUAUCAAGUUGUUGCUAUGGUUACCCUGCUGGAAUACAGAGAAACAUUUUCUUCAUGAGACAGUGGAUCAGUAUUUCCAUUUUCUCAGUGUUGUGAAACUAUCACAAAACAAUGAGUAACAUUUUCACACAUAGCUAUGCCAGAGCACAAUGCAUUGAAUAUUUUGCCCAUGGACACUUUGCCUUGGAAAUGGUGGAACAUUUCCUCAAAGGCUUCUGUUGGAGAGACUUUGCUGUUCUUAUCAUAUUACAGAUGUAUCAUUUUGUUACUGGUUUAUGAUUACAGGGUUAUUUUGGCAAUAACAGACUAGGCGUAACAUAGUCAUAACAAGUCUUAUGCGAUGUCCAAGUGUGUUUUGUGUUUCUGUUUUAAUAAGAGGCAUUUGGGUAGCCUAGUGGUUAAAGCGUUCGCUCGUCACGCCGAAGACCCAGGUUUGAUUCCCCACAUGGGUACAUUGUGUGAAGCCCAUUUCUGGUGUCCCUGCCGUGAUAUUGCUGGAAUAUUGCUAAAAGCGGCGUAAAACCAAAAUCACUCUGUUUUAGAAAAAAAGGGUGGGGUGGAUAUGAGAAGCUGUUAUGAGAUAUUUAUCCUGUAAUAGAUAUCUCAUAUCUCAUUAAUUGUCAUUUUAUGAGCCCAUCACUCCCAUCGUGAAGGAGCUUCACUAGCUUCCUAUACAGCAACAGAUCUGUUACGAAGUCCUCUACUUUGCCUAUAAAUACCAUUCACAAACUGCUCCACCAUAUUUGUCAGACCUCUAUCCUGAUAUUCCAUCCAGAUCUCUUCGUUCAAACUCACAG